AUGGAGCGCUGGGAUUCACUGGGGUUUUUGAUUAUCACUCUCAACUACAAUGUGACCAUUGUUGGAAAGAUCUGGCUGAUGUUAGUGAUCUUGUUGAGGAUGGCGGUGAUAGUGUUAGCAGGAUAUCCACUCUACCAAGAUGAGCAGGAACGGUUCAUCUGCAACACCUUGCAGCCUGGAUGCUCCAAUGUGUGCUAUGACAUUUUUUCUCCUGUCUCUCAUUUUAGAUUUUGGCUCAUUCAGACAGUGUCUGUACUGUUACCUUAUGCUGUGUUCAGUGUCUAUGUUCUGCAUAAGGUAGCCAUGCACAUAGUAAGAGCACACUGUUUGCCAUGUAGACAUAAAAGGAUUAAAGACUUCACUAGCCACAAAGCUUUGAAGGAACCCAGCAGAAGGGCUGCCAUCACUAGACCAGCCUGUAAGGCUGACUACUUGAGCAUCCCUGAUUUUUCUGGGGCUUACAUUGUUCACCUUUUCCUAAGGACAUUGGCUGAGGCUGCCUUUGGAGCUGGGCACUACUAUCUCUUUGGAUUUUUUGUUCCCAAGCGCUUUUCCUGCUACCAUUCUCCUUGUACGAGCAUGGUUGAUUGCUACAUCUCCCGGCCCACUGAGAAAACUAUCAUGAUGAUUUUCAUUUGGGGAGUCAGUGGCCUCUCCUUUCUCCUUAGUCUUAUUGACCUAGCUUUUGCCAUCCAGCGAAUGGCAGUAAGAAAACAGCCAAAUAAGCAGCUGAUUACAAGUCUCCAUGAAGAGAAUGAGUUCAAUUCAGACCUGCCUCCAACUGACAAGCAUGGAGGCUCUUCACCAUUUCAGGAAGACAGAGGCUGUCCACCUCCAGCCAUGAAUGAUAAUCCCGUCAGUGAAGGUUCUUGUUCACUCCUCUCUGAAGAGGAAGAAGAAUCUGCUCUUCAUCCUCAAGUUCUCUCUCAGCAAACUGUCAGCUCAAACCUUAACAGUAACAGCAACAAGCCCUACACAGCAGAUGGCCUUGCUGCUAAUCACGUGGGCAAUGAAACACACUUAUGUGGCAGCAAUCAACAAGGGAUUCCAUACAGGCAGUCAGGACCUGGGUAUCACCAGGGCUUCACCAAAGAGCCUGUCCUUGCUUUGAGCCCCCAGGCCAAGUCACCGCUCGGCGUUUAUUCCUCCGUAGUUCAGAGCAAGCUUUUAGGGCAAUAUUCAUCAGCUGAGCUAAAAGCAUCAGACACGCAAUCAAAUUGUAGCAGUUCUGGUUACUUAAGGUCAAAAAAAUCUGAAUGGGUUUAA
This is a messenger RNA of Alligator sinensis (Chinese alligator), 1266 nucleotides long. It is a transcript of the gene GJD4, whose product is annotated as gap junction protein delta 4. Gene Ontology annotation, cellular component: connexin complex. The transcript has 2 exons. NCBI's taxonomy places the organism in Eukaryota, Metazoa, Chordata, Crocodylia, Alligatoridae. The record is from RefSeq and is a predicted model, not a curated record. The coding region runs from base 1 to 1266 and encodes 421 amino acids. Gene Ontology annotation, biological process: cell communication.